Molecule: messenger RNA, 1929 nt
Organism: Truncatella angustata
Lineage: Eukaryota; Fungi; Ascomycota; Sordariomycetes; Amphisphaeriales; Sporocadaceae
Exons: 1
Source: RefSeq, a predicted model, not a curated record
UCUUCUUCUUCUUCUUCUUCUUCUUCUUCUUCUUCUUCUUCUUCUUCUUCUUCUUCUUCUUCUUCUUCUUCUUCUUCUUCCCUUCUCUUGGGAUCCAGGCGCUGUACGGCACAAGCGUGAUGGGUCAAAACACGGAAUCGCAAUCCAGGUAGCAACAUGCCUCUUCAAAAGUCUUUCUCAGAGCAGCACGCCUCAGCGAGAAGCAAGCAAUCAUGGCACCGGUCCAAAACGUAUUCAGCCGCGCCUGACACGACACCAACGACAGCGCCAAAGCCUCUCCAGCCCGUCUCUGAAGCGAGCAGGAACAAGCUCCAUGCUUUCGAGUUUCAAGCGCCUGUCGAACCUGACAACCACGGCACCUCCGCGACUAUAAUCGAAGAAACGACCCAAGGCGACCCGGAAAAGAGAAUUGACGGUUUGACCAGAUCACAAGAUCACACAGUCGCGGAGAGGGCAGCAAUCACACCACACAGCAAGCUAGUAUGGCAGGAGCUGGUUGGUGACACCGAAGAGAAGGAGGAGGAGGAGGACACAAGCCCAAAUGAACGUAUCCUAUGGGAGUCCAAACGCGCCGAAGGUGUCCCCAAUCUAUCACCCAUGAUCACACGCAGGAGGGGCAAGAAGAGGGCCCGCAGCUCAUCCCCGACUUCCUCCCCGUCGAGCUAUUCGAAACCGGCUACGCCCGCCGUAAAUGUCAAGAAAUUGACACAGGCACUCAAGUCAGCACACGCCGAUCCCGCUAUCGACUUGUGGGAUCGCUUUGCCUUGAGCGGAUCGACGAACAUAACACCUCGUGGAGGUGCUAACCCUGCUCUGGCCCAGAUCAUGGUAUCCUCCUCACCGCAGCCCUCCAAGACACUCCCCCCGGGUGGCAAAGGUUCGGCAACACCAAACAGUCUGCGUAGGGCCAUAAGUUGUGGCGUCAAUUGGCCAAAACGGCGCAGGACAGAACGCGGAGAAUACAUUGGCCAACCUCGCACUGCCAUGGACGAGAGCCCCAGCCACGGCACCAAGACCUCUAUGGUCAAUGCCCUGCUGGACAGCGUCAAUGGUGAACUCAACCGUUCAAAAGCCAUUCAGACCAGACAUGAUGCGCUGAAGUCUCCAUCGCCCAAGAAGAGAGGUCAGCAACAUCAGACUUCAGUCAAUGCUGCUAAUAGGAUAUCUCCACCGCCGCGGCCGCCGCCACCACUCUUCAGGUCUCCGCCAAGAGCUGCCGCAACGGGAACAGGAGCUGAUCUUGUACGAACUGCCGCCAGAGAGGACUUAUCCGAUUAUGGCGACGUUGAUUUUGACGAUGACGAUUUUGACGAGGAUACACUUAUGGUUUUGGAAGCCAGUUUGGUGCCCGGUGAUGAAGAAACGAUAUCUGCAACUCUUUCGCCUGACACAGGGCCUAAAGCACAUCCAAGAACCAUGCCCACCCCACCCCAGAUAUCAGAAGAAGACGAUGAUGAAUUUGGGGGCAUGGAUGAUGACGUGUUUGCUGCCGCCGAGGAUCUAAUAGCCGAGAUAGACUCAAGUCGUACGUCUCAUAUUACACCUGGUAACACUACGGAUAGCCCUGCAGUAGUGCGUCAUAUGGGAACAAACAGUCGAAGGCAGGACGCUGGAGAAGAUGCAUAUGAUGAUGAUGACUUUGGAGAUGAUUUUGAUUUCGAAGCCGCCGAGGUGUCGGCUACACAGGCAGCUAAGCAUAUGGGCAGCGUUGGCGGAUCGGUACCAUCCGUACGUAGGUGACAUAGCUUAGCAUUGAACACUUUGCUAAAAUAAAAUGUAGGAAACACACAAGCCCAAGGCAAUUCAGCGAUACUUGGUGACUAAGGUUGUCGAAACGAGCUUCACAAACGAUUGUGGUCGGCCUGUCGCAGAAAAAGUCAGUAAUACAUAAACUAAAGCCCUUGUCCAAACUAUGCUUACAAGUCUUAG